GUGUAUUCAACAAAAACAAAGAACCACACAAUGUAAACGCUGAAGCCUUCUGCUGCUUCGGCAGUUGGAAAAACUUGUAAAGGUACUUUUAAGCAGUUAUGUUAGGUCGUCUCUCUGUCUUUCACAUUUUCAUCAUUUGUAUUGCUUGCAUUUCUUUAACCGCAUGUCAGGAUAGUCCAAUAAAUGAGGAAUGUGAAGGAAAAGAAGAUGGCAGGUAUCCUGUCAAAGAUUGUUUUAAAUUUAUGAUUUGUACAAAUGGGUCAAGGCGUGAAGAGACAUGCACAGAGGAUACCAUGUAUUCACCUAUCAAAGGACAAUGUACACCAAAAUCGAAUGUGACAUUAGAAAGCUUCUGCGAAGGUCGUUCUACAGGUGAUUGGAUGAAUCCAUGGAACUGUCACAAAUUUAUCAGCUGUGUUUUGGGGUGGUUUACCGAACAAAGUUGUAUAGAUGAUUUAGCAUACGAUGCAGCGACAGAUACCUGUAAAAACGAAUCUCAGGUUCUUUUCUGUCAGGUUUUAGCGUCAAUGAAUGUUAACGUCACUGCAAGACUUUCUAAUUCUUCCAACAACAGUGAAGUAAUGUCCCUCAUGCAAGGGAACAAUACGGAAAAGCAACCAGCAACCUCAGCAUCACAACAAAAACAGUUGGAACAUCAAAACGGAGCAGAACCUGAAAGCAAAUUCAAUGGGACGAAUCUUCAAAAUGGCACAGAACUUUCAGCCGUCAAUCAAACCGAUGUCAACAACAACAACAACCAAACUCUUCACCAAUCAGAUUCAGAUUUGAUUUCGCCAACAGAUUUACGUAAACUCCUCAAAACUGGUGAUGUCAGGCUUAUUGAUGUUAGAAUGCCAUUUGAGUUAAAGACGGAGGGCCGUAUUGCUCAUUCGGUGAAUAUACCAUUGCCAGAGAUUGAUUCUGCAUUCGGCAUGUCAAAUGAGGAAUUUAAAUCCAAAUACAAUGUGGAUAAACCUGCCAAGACAGAUUGCAAUCUUGUGUUUCAUUGUAAAAGGGGUGUGAGAUCUAUGAAGGCUUUGAACAUUGCUAAAACAAAAGGUUACACGUGCGCAAAGAGCUUGGCAGGAGGUUUUGAAGCAUGGAAAGUAGAUUCAGCAAAAUAAAGUGGAAGUUUCUCAACUGACCACAUACAUAUUUUUAUAUCCAAAGUUAAUAUAUUUUUGUGUUUAUUAUAAAUUUUAUUUGGUUAUACGAAAAAUCAGUUUAUGUGAGCGAUGUAAAGAAAAGUUUAAAUUUUUUUUUUUUCGUGUACAAAAAACAUGAAUCGACAAUGCAGUGGUGUGCAGUACUCUGGCAUAACCUCCUUUGCAACGAAGGUAAACUAAAAAACGGGAAUAAAAACAAAGUGGAUAAUAUACUAUCGCACGUAACCAUCGCAUAUAACCUGAGCAAAACUAAAGUUGGAUUUCGUGACACCAAAUUUCUGUAUGUAUGACAUAUAUAUUAAUAAUUUUUCGUAAGUUUAUUUGUUUUUCAUUACGCUUAUUUUGAUGGUGCUCCUGUGGCAACACUCCGUAACAUUACGUUUCUGAAGCUUGACUUUUAAUAACGCUGUUCAUCAACUAUUGUGCAAUGGACAACGUCAUAAUUUUUUUGAAAAUACAUACUGUACAAGAAAGCCAAGGAAGUAAUAUUGCACGGCAAAUGUCAUAGAGAUUUUUUACUAUCUCCACAACAGUAAAAUAACUUUUUUUUCUUUUUGAAAGCAAGCUUAAGUGUUAUUGUUGUUUUCCUGGUGCUGAUUCUGUUGCGGUUGUUGUUUAUGUUGUUGUUGUUGUUGUUGUCGUUACAUAUGGUAGAUGGUAGCUGCUGAUGGUGUAAGUUAUUGUAAUAAAGUCGCUUUCAUGUGUUUCACAUUGCUUUUACUGUUAACUGUGAGAUCGUUUGUUGUUUUUGUUUUUGUUGUUGUUGUUGUCGUUGUUGUUGUUGAUAUUUGUUGUUGCUAUUGUUACUGUGGUAAUUUUAAUGUCAGCUACCUUAAAAUUUAUUUGAAGUUACUUUAACUCCAUCUUAUUUGGCAUAUAUGUUGUUUGGUGUUUCUUUUUAGUCGUUUGUUUGUUUUAAAAGCUUCUUGUUUGUUUUGCUCUGUUUUGGUUGUUUGUGUUUUUUGCUUUGUUGUUUAUCUGUUUAUUGAUUGUGAGUGAUGUUGUUGUCGGUUUGUUUAAAUUCUGUGCUGUUUCUUCGUACAUUGUAUAUUGACGUCACUAUUUUGUUUGUUGCUGUUUAUUUUGUUUUUGCCUUGGCUUUCUUUCACUUUCUAUUUUUCGCGUGAUUCUACUUUAUCGUUCCAUAUUGUCAAUCAAAUCAGUGUUUUAUGUCUAUGAUCACACUAGCAUUAGCUAUCUUGUUUUUUGUAAACUUCAUUGUUUCUUUGUUUAGCGUUGCUUAUGUUUGUUUAUAAUUGUUUAUUGUUGUAUAUAUAUAUAUUUUUUCGUCUACUUUUUUUUUUUACUUUACUUAUUUUUGUUUAUUUUUGUUUAUUUUUUUGUUGAUAUUUGUUGAUUGUUGCUUUUAAUCUGGUUGGAUUUGUUGUCAUCUUGUUAUCUGUGGUUACUCUGUUGAAUUCUUUGUGCUCUAGUUGUUUCUCUGUCCCUGUUUUACCGUUAUUUUGGUUGAUGUCGUCGUCGGUGUUUCUGUUUCAGCUUUGCUUUUGUUUGUUUGUGUUGUGAUUUGUUUGUGCAUUUCAUUAUCGUGUCGUAUCGUCUUGUGUAGACUAAGCAAACUGUAAUCAGUUUAUUACCUUUGUGUGACUAUGCGUUCAUUUUAGCUCAACUUUAAUGGUUUUUCACCUCUCUACUGAAUUUCGAAUUGUUGAUGUUUGUUGUCGUCUGUUUGUUUAUUAAUGUUUCUGUUAUAUUUUUAUAUUUUGAUCGUAAUUAUUGUGUCUUGGAUGUUUUAGUAUAUUUUGCCGUUUGUCUCUUGUUUAUGUACUUUGUUGAUUCUGUGUCUUAUUUGAUGUUAAAGGCGAAAUUUACGUUGUAUUGUUAUGUUUUCGUAGUAUAUGUAGUUAAUCAUUGUUCUUAUGUUUUGUUUCGUUUAUAUUUAUGGAAAUAUUUUUAACGUUUGUCGUUCAGAUUUCGUUGAUUAUUGUUGAUGUAUAUAUUGCGAUAUUUGUCAUAAAAAUGUUUUGAUUUGUUUCUUUGGUAUAUUUGACAAUAUUUGUCGUUAGUGUUCAUGUUCAUGUUUCGUCCAGUUUGUUUUGUAGAUCUUUAUUGCAGUAUUUGUCGGUAACUUUUUUUUCAGUAAGUUUUGUUAAUGUUGUGAAGUUUCUGUAUAUUGUGAAAUUUGUCGAUGUUUCGUCAAUUGUCGUUUCGUUGAUGUGUAUUGCAGCAUUUGUAAGUAUUUUCUUUUCCUUUACAGUUUCCUUGAUGUGAUGUCGUUUGUUAUUAUGGAUAUGCGGCAUUUGCAACUAAAGUUUUAUGUUCAUGUUUUGUUGAUACAAUGGCGAUAUUUGCCAUUAUUGUUGAUGUUGUUUCGUAAAAGUUGUUUCGUAGGCGUUGUUUCGUUGAUGUUGUUUCGUUGAUGUUGUUUCGUAGAUGUUGUUUCGUAGAUGUUGUUUCGUAGGCGUUGUUUCGUUGCUGUUGUUUCGUUGAUGUUGUUUCGUUGAUGUUGUUUCGUAGAUGUUGUUUCGAUGAUGUUGUUUCGUAGAUGUUGUUUCGUUGAUGUUGUUUCGUAGAUUUUGUUUCGUUGAUGUUGUUUCGUUACUGUUGUUACGUUGAUGUUGUUACGUUGAUGUUGUUACGUUGAUGUUGUUUCGUAGAAGUUGUUUCGUAGACGUUGUUUCGUUGCUGUUGUUUCGUUGAUGUUGUUUCGUAGAUGUUGUUUCGUUAAUGUUGUUUCGUAGAUGUUGUUUCGAUGAUGUUGUUUCGUAGAUGUUGUUUCGUUGAUGUUGUUUCGUAGAUUUUGUUUCGUUGAUGUUGUUUCGUUACUGUUGUUUCGUUGAUGUUGUUUCGUAGAUGUUGUUUCGAUGAUGUUGUUUCACAGAAGUUGUUUCGUAGUUUUUUCGUAGAUGUUGUUUCGUAGAUGUUGUUUCGUAGAUGUUGUUUCGUAGAUGUUGUUUCGUUGAUGUUGUUUCGUAGAUGUUGUUUCGUUGAUGUUGUUUCGUAGAUUUUGUUUCGUUGAUGUUGUUUCGUUACUGUUGUUUCGUUGAUGUUGUUUCGUAGAUGUUGUUUCGAUGAUGUUGUUUCACAGAAGUUGUUUCGUAGUUUUUUCGUAGAUGUUGUUUCGUAGAUGUUGUUUCGUAGAUGUUGUUUCGUAGAUGUUGUUUCGUUGAUGUUGUUUCGUAGAUGUUGUUUCGUUGAUGUUGUUUCGUAGAAGUUGUUUCGUAGAUGUUGUUUUGUAGAUGUUGUUUCGUUGAUGUUGUUUCGUUGAUGUUGUUACGUUGAUGUUGUUUCGUUGAUGUUGUUACGUUGAUGUUGUUACGUUGAUGUUGUUACGUUGAUGUUGUUUCGUAAAAGUUGUUUCGUAGAUGUUGUUUCGUAGAUGUUGUUUCGUAGAUGUUGUUUCGUAGAUGUUGUUUCGUUGAUGUUGUUUCGUUGAUGAUGUUACGUUGAUGUUGUUACGUUGAUGUUGUUACGUUGAUGUUGUUACGUUGAUGUUGUUACAUUGCUGUUUACGACGUUAUUUCUCGUUAUUAUGCCCGUAUAAUUUAAUUGUUGUGUGUGAUGAAUGUACCUAAUUGAUGUUUGCCUUUUCUGUAACUUGUAUUGUUGAUGUGAGUUUUAGUGAGUAUUGUUGUUAGUAUGACUUGUAAUGUCUAUUUCUGUUUUCUGUUUGACGUGCAUGCAUUCUUAAUGAAAGCUGUCGGCAUUCUUAAACAUGUCACGUAUGUUUUUGGUAGGUGCAUUGUUGCUUGAUGUGUGUCACCAGUGUGACUGUUUGAACUGUAUGCUUGUGUGUGUAUUUGUGACGUAGCGUAGCGUAGUUGGUGUUGAGCAAUGUUGAUUUGUUGUUACCACGUGUGAUAAACCUUGAUUCGCGUCUUUCGAAAUGCUUUUAUUACGUAAAUUGUUGAUGUUUGUUCUGAUGUGUCUUUGCUGUAUGUCGUUGGUGUCGUGUGUUGGGUAUUGUUGUGCCAUGUGUUGCGUGUUGUUGAUAUAUAUUCUUCAUGUUUGUUCUGAUGUUUGCCUUUGUUGCGUGGUGUUGAUGUUGCGUGUUGUUGAUUUUUUUUGUGUGCGCAAAUGAUGAAUCUCAUUAAAAUUACGUAUAAUUGAUGUAUAAGGUAUUUAUCAGCAGCUUAUAUGUAAUGUUUGUUGUACGUGGUCCAUUUUAUUGAUGCCUAUGAUCCUGUUGUGUAUUUUGAAUGUAUUGGUAUGUUGUUUUUGUUGUUGUUAUUGUUGUUGUUGUUGCUUUUGCUGUUGUGAUUGCUUUUGUUAUUGUUGUUGUUGUUGUUGUUAUUAUUGUUUCAUUUGUGAGCGUUUUGCUGUGUUGUUUCCACUGGUUUUCUAUUGCGCCUUCAACAUACUUAUGUAUGCGAUAAAGGAGAUACAUUUCAAUGUUGUUUACUUUAAAUUUUCUUCGGGAGUACCAUCAAUAAAGCAUGCCUGUCGUUAUUUUGUUAUUAUGUUUGUUAUUAUUAUUUUUUGUAUUUGUUUGCUUAUAUUUGACAUGUUAUAUAUUUGUAAAUUUGUUCUGUAAAUUUGUUCUGACGUGAUGUGACUUUAUGGAAAAAACACACCAAAAUAAAAAUAAAAUCCAAUCCUUGAGAACUGAGAAAUUACUUUUUCAAAUAUUCACUGAUAAAAAUGUGUAAACCAAAAAAAUUUGCUAACACGUGUGUUUUUGUGGACGUAGUAGUUUAUUUAUUAAUUUAUUUUUGUUAUGUUUUAAAUCUAUAUUUAGACGGUAUUACAACAUGAUUUAAAAGUGUAAAAGUGUUUGGCUACAAAAUUAUUUAUUUAUGAUAUAAGCAUAAAUACAUGUGUAUUAUUUGA
Molecule: messenger RNA, 5954 nt
Organism: Hydractinia symbiolongicarpus
Lineage: Eukaryota; Metazoa; Cnidaria; Hydrozoa; Anthoathecata; Hydractiniidae
Exons: 8
Coding region: 99-1124 (341 amino acids)
Cellular component (GO): mitochondrion; extracellular region
Molecular function (GO): thiosulfate-cyanide sulfurtransferase activity; chitin binding
Source: RefSeq, a predicted model, not a curated record